Darwinula stevensoni is the source of this 483-nucleotide messenger RNA. Lineage: Eukaryota; Metazoa; Arthropoda; Ostracoda; Podocopida; Darwinulidae. The record is from the annotation of a GenBank genome assembly.
AUGGAUCAUCAAUCCAUGAUAAUGGCUGCAAGAGAGGACCGUGCUGGUCGACCCCAACCAAGACUUGAUUUAAAUAGUGCUUCUGAAAUGAUCAGUCGAAGCCUUGGAUUUGCACGAAAUGUGCAGAAAUUUGGAGUUUGGAUGGAGAAUGGCGUCCAUCCUCACGAACAUCAACAGGAAGUCUGGAUGGACGUCCACCAACACGGAUGUCAAUGGGAUCAUGUGGGAGUGGGUUGGGAUCCUGCAUCUGCAACAGAACUGAAGCAGAAGUCCUGUGCCAAUGCUGUGGGUUUCUCACCCGUGGGAGGGUACAGAGAAAAUGUGAUUGGCACCCCACUACCCUUCAUCUCAUGGAUCUCACUGCAUGUCCAAAGUGCAACAGGAGCUGUUCCCAAACUCAAUGCUCAGGAACAGAGCAUGACGGAUUCUCUCAGUCCUAAAAAUGAACUGAACAGGGUCUUGUGCUAUAGGUCGCUGGAAUGA